AUGGCGGAAGAAGGUACCGUUUCCAAGUCUCCCUCAAGAUCUCCGACAAGAUCCGACACCGCUGGUCUACCAGCUGUCGGAGAUGAACAAGCUACCAACAAUCAGCCAACGUCUGGCCCCAGCAUCGAGGCUGCUUCGCUGGCGGACGAUGCAGGCUAUUCUACUGACAAUAGCUCCACUCAGUCGACCUCAUUGUCAUCCAGCGUCCGCGAUUACAACUUCGAGAACAAACGACGGUACCACAAGUUCAAAGAAGGCCGCUACCUGUUCCCCAACGACGAUCUGGAGCAGGAGCGGGAGGACAUGAAGCAUGCCAUGAUUCUCCACCUAUGCGUUGGGAAACUUCAUGAUGCGCCGCUGAAGAAUCCCCAGAAGAUCCUCGACAUCGGGACUGGAACCGGUAUUUGGGCUAUUGAUAUGGGCGAUGAAUAUCCGGAGGCAGAGGUGACUGGUAUUGAUCCCAGCCCCAUACAGCCCGGUUACGUCCCGCCGAACGUCAAUUUCAUCGUUGAUGACGCCGAGGCUGAAUGGCUCUACCCCGAAAAUUCGAUCGACUACAUUCAUCUUCGACACAUGGCACCAGCUAUUAAGAAUUGGCCCAAGCUAUUGAAAGAGGCCCAUAGGGUUCUUAAGCCAGGAGGCUGGAUUGAGCUUCAGGACAUGAAGUGGACAUUCGACUGCGAUGACGGGAGCAUGCCUUCUGAUUGCACGCUGCCUAAGUUUACUAGCUUCGUCAAACAGGGUCUAGAGAAAUUCGGAGUUGAACUCUUCGCAGCUGAUCAUCAUAUUGAACGAUUGGAGGCCGCAGGAUUUGUGAACCAGGUCAAGGACACGAAAAAGCUUCCUGUUGGUCCGUGGGCGAAGGAAAAAGAGCUGAAGACCAUCGGAAACUACAGUCAGGCGGCUGUGUAUGAUGGCCUACACGCAAAUACCAUUGCACCUCUUACAAGAGGUCUUGGCUGGUCUUCCACCGAGGUCGAGAUCUUCUUAGUACAGCUGCGCAAGGACCUCAUGAACCCGUCCAUCCACUCCUACGCACACUACUAUUCGAUGUCAGGCCAAAAGCCAUUGGAAAUCAAGUAG
Molecule: messenger RNA, 1083 nt
Organism: Colletotrichum gloeosporioides
Lineage: Eukaryota; Fungi; Ascomycota; Sordariomycetes; Glomerellales; Glomerellaceae
Product: Secondary metabolism regulator LAE1
Exons: 3
Coding region: 1-1083 (360 amino acids)
Molecular function (GO): methyltransferase activity
Source: RefSeq, a predicted model, not a curated record